AUGUUAACCCGGCCAGCGACCCAGAUAGUGCAAAAUGAGGCGACGCCUUUCGAGGAGUUGGUGGACCUAGAUCUGGGUGUUGAAUCCAUCGACUCUAUAAUGAGCUCGGACACCGACUCCGAGACCGACUCUGAUGCAGAUUCUGACAGCAGCGGAGAACAAAAUGACAAGCAAGUCAGACGACAUUCGGAAGCAUCGGAUCUAUCCGCUUCUGCUGAAAGCAACCCUCUGGAGCUUCCUAAGACAUUAGAGUUGAUACGUUUUAUAAUCAACUGUUUGUACAAGAUGCCCAUACGACGCCCCGCUGCACUUGAACGAAUCACGGACCGGAUCAGGGAGAAAUUUGCGCCAUACCAGCAGUAUGAUGCACGAUUUGUGCAGGAUUUGCACCCUGAACUUGAUCCUACUAUAGCCACUCGGCUCGGGCGACUCAUAUCUCUCAGGCGGCAAAUUCUGUACUAUCAAGAAGAACACAACGCGAAGCUGCAGCCAGAGCCAAUACAGCGCGGUCUCUCAGCUGGACUCGUCGUUGGGACACAAUCAGAAGCGAAUGCUGUGAUUUAUACGACAACCCCUUCAGAACAAGCUUCUGGGAUUUCACGUCCAUCAAAAGCUACGACUCAUCUAAACCCUCCAGAUCGGCCCGACCUACAAAAGUUCGACUUCCCCCCUUCUGUUGCAUCUUCACACCAUUCCCGAGCAUCUACCUACGCGAUCAACAGCAUAGGCCUUCCUAUACCUCCGAUGCCAAAAAACGCAGACGGAACUCCACUUAGUCAUUUCCUCUGUCCCUACUGCAAGAUCACACAAUACAUCAGCACAGAGAGGGCAUGGAAGAAGCACGUCCUACGCGAUCUCAAACCUUAUGUCUGUACAUUCUCCGGUUGCAGAUUCCAGGACCAUUUCUUCGCAAGCCGGAACGCAUGGUACUUGCACGAGACUCAAGAGCACCGCUGCGAAUGGCAUUGCAACGUUGAGGGGCACGACAUAUGCAAGACACCAGAGCAGUUCAAGAGUCACAUGUCGGAGAGUCAUGGAACUGAGCUUUCCUUGGACCAGAUAGCCAAUCUGGCACCUAUGUUUCGACGCGCCCACUGCAGCUCUGCGGGAAAAUGCAAUUUGUGCAAAAGCGAAUCCCAAAGUCUGUGCGAUCAUGUUGCUCGCCACUUGGAACGCAUUGCUUUGUUCGCGCUGCCGCGACCUUUGCAUGACGACGUGGACUCGACAUCUUCGCAGAAUCAACAGUCCCUGGAGGCUUUACAUAGCUAUAACGGAAGUCUAUCAGCAUCAGCCAAGCUUGAGUCUAGCGACAGAGCCAUUGUUUCGCAGUCAACCAGUGAAUCAUUUGGUCGCAAUGCAGAACGGUUCUUGCUCGAGGAUGAAGGGAAGCUGUCAGAUGCGUCUCAUUACCUUGUUCCAGAUUCCGAAGACAUUAAUUGGGACGUCGUCACGACCCAAUUCUCCGGGGAGCCAGGCGCGAUAAGUAGUGGGCCCAGUUUCGCAGUGUUGCGAACCAGCGUGUCUAUACCACGCAAAGCUCAAGGUGAGGAGCUGGCCCAGAAAUUGCAAGAUGCUAUCGGACGCACUGUGGAAGAUAUCCCCAGAAAUGACAGACACUCUCGCCGCUUCUUGCCAAAGACCGACUUGGAUCAGAUACUCACCUACAAGUCGUUGGACCUUUUGUUCAGGGAGCUUGUUUGUAUGGGUUCUUCCUCCAGAGUCGAGGAUGUCUCACAAGCUAUUACCAGCGAUGCCGCUGACGAACAGUAUGGUGCAUACCCUACCGGUGCCGACAAGGUCAUCGAGAAUUGUGUUUCAGCAACAACGGGUACGCCGUCUCGAAAGUCCCUGCUUGCGCUAUUCUUAUAUCAAGACCGACUCGAGUUGCUUUUGAUGUUCUUGGCAUGGUUGACUUCUGAAUUCGAUCGACCUGAAGCCGAUCGCGACCGUUUUAUUCCAUCCGACGAUUCGAUGCCAUUCACAGAGGAGAGGCUAUUCAACUAUGGAGUCCCUGACAGAUACCACGCAUCCAUACUUGAGGAGCAAGCAAUCUUCAAACCAAAGACGAUUCAGAAGCUCUAUCAUCAUGACAUCACCACCAGCGAACGCUUACCUUUCAUGGGCAGCUAUCAUCCCAUCAAGAGCGGCUCUCAAGGCCAAGUCUUCAAGGCUGAGAUAGCACAAUGCCACUGGGAAAUUCGAGUAAAUGAGGAUCGGAAAGACUCCGAUUUCGUCACUGGUAAUCCGAACAGCACCAAAAUCGUGGCUCUCAAAGUCUUCAAGGCUAUAGGAUCUGUGCGUAAUAUGCUCGAAGCCACCCAGGACUUCGAAAUCGAACUCGGCAUUCUCAAAGAACUGCGAAAGUACGGCAAGCAUGACGCAAUUCUGCUAGAUUGGGGAAGUAUAACUGAGGUCGAUGCGACCGGCAGCCCGAUCAGACACUCUCUCAUCUUCGAGCUUGCAGAUUUCAAUUUGAGUGAUCUGUUCAAAACUCAAGACUGCGCUCAGGAAAAUGUCAGACCAUCUUGUUUGUUUGCUAGCCUUGUCGGAAUCGUUGAAGCAUUAGAAUGCUUGCAUGAUAAGCUUGAGACUUUACAUCUCGACAUAAAACCAGACAACAUCUUGAUUUUCGAGAAUCACUCUGGGGGCGAAAAGCAGUAUGAGCUUAUCUGGAAGCUCAGCAACUUUGGUCUAGCUCGCAAAGAAGACACAAAACAAAGGGCAGUAUCCGCACGACCUGGUUCGGCUUCUUCGCAAGCAUCUACGGUCCCUGCGACAAGACCAGUCGGCCUAUAUCAAGCCCCUGAGAUCCAGGAGUUGAACACAAGUCAGGCAGGUCGAGGGAGUGAUGUCUGGUCUAUGGGCUGUAUCACGCUCAUGGUACUUGCGUUCAUUUCCGAUGGGCCAAGGACAGUCAUGGAGCUGGAGACAUUCUUGAUGGUCGAUUUCUUGAACAGUGGUGAGCAGAGAUUCGUUUUAGACGUACUGAAGGUCAUCUUCGGACGGGUUCUUCGCGUCAAUCGGAACGAAAGGAUAAGAGCAAUUCAGUUACGCAACGAGCUUGCCGACAUUCAGCGAGAUUGGAGCGGGUAUGAGCUCGCGCCUGAAAAGUACGAAUAUCGCGACAUCUCAGAAGAAUUACGUCUUCCGCGAGAGCCAAUUGCCGAACCAACUGCCGACGCUGAACCCAGCGCCUCAGACAAAGACAUCUUGCCAACGGCUAUUGCUGAACAUCGGAUGCAUGACGAACUUUCUCAUGCAAUUCAACGAGAUGACGCUCCCAGUGUGCGUGUCCUGAUCGAACGAAACCCAGAGAUGUUACGCCAGCUAUUGCCUGACCAAGGGAGAUACCCAAUACAUUGGGCUCUGUUCAAGGGCGCCUAUGAAGCUCUCGAUGCGCUUUUUGAGAACGCGUCACUUGAGAUCACGAGGCUGGAGUGGAACGGACGCACUGCGCUCGAUCUCGCAAUGGAUAUGGGGAAGCCCGCAGCUCUCGACUGCAUCAGGAAGCAUCGCGACAAGUUCGAGUUUCCGGCUGAACUUUACGAAAAGCGCAAGAAGAACCUUGGUUGGGAAGCAAGACAGGUUGCAGAUGAUUUGUUUGGUGUCAAAAAACGUGCAUCUCGCAGGAUAGGGGAUAUCUUCAAAUUCCGUAAGAGUAGAGCGCAUAGUCCGUCCGCAUGA
Molecule: messenger RNA, 3684 nt
Organism: Alternaria viburni
Lineage: Eukaryota; Fungi; Ascomycota; Dothideomycetes; Pleosporales; Pleosporaceae
Exons: 2
Coding region: 1-3684 (1227 amino acids)
Biological process (GO): protein phosphorylation
Molecular function (GO): protein kinase activity; ATP binding
Source: RefSeq, a predicted model, not a curated record